Molecule: messenger RNA, 2471 nt
Organism: Drosophila ficusphila
Lineage: Eukaryota; Metazoa; Arthropoda; Insecta; Diptera; Drosophilidae
Gene: Pc
Product: polycomb group protein Pc
Exons: 2
Coding region: 100-1284 (394 amino acids)
Source: RefSeq, a predicted model, not a curated record
UACUCCAAACCAGAACAAAAACGCGAACGCAGAAUUGUAAACCUGAAUAUUGCAAAUAAUCCAAAUAAUCAAACAACCCGCAAAAAUAAUUAAUUAAAAAUGACUGGUCGUGGCAAGGGGGGCAAGGGGAAGCUGGUGCGCGAGAAUGCGACUGACGAUAGAGACGAUUUUCUCGUUUAUGCAGCCGAGAAGAUAAUCCAAAAACGCGUUAGAAAGGGCACCGUGGAGUACCGAGUAAAGUGGAAGGGCUGGAACCAGCGCUACAACACCUGGGAACCGGAGGUUAACAUAUUGGAUCGCCGCCUGAUCGACAUCUACGAGCAGAGCAACAAAUCCUCGGGAACACCCUCCAAGCGGGGACUCAAAAAGAAGGAGAAGGAACCCGAUCCGGAGCCGGAAUCCGAGGAGGAUGAGUACACCUUCACUGGCGACGAUGUGGACACCAAUCAGGCAAGCACAUCAACGGCCUGCCAGGAUACUGACUCGAAAAAGGACAAGAAACACCACCAGCAUCAUCAUCACCACCACCAUCAUCACAUCAAGUCAGAACGCACCGGACGGCGCUCGGAAUCUCCGCUGACCCACCAUCAUCAUCAUCACCAUCAUGAAUCGAAGCGGCAGCGCAUGGACCACAGCUCCUCUUCAAACAGCAGCUCCACGCACAACUUUGUCCCUGAGCCGGACACCAAUUCCUCUAGCUCUGAAGAUCAGCCUUUGAUUGGCACUAAGCGCAAAGCCGAGGUGCUCAAGGAGUCGGGCAAGAUUGGUGUAACGAUCAAAACCUCUCCUGAUGGUCCUACCCUGAAGCCGCAGCCAACCCAACCGCCAGCGCCUGUCCAGCAGCAGCAACAGCAGCCUACCCAGGAUCAACAGCAGGCGGAGAAAAUAGCCAGUGAGGCUGGCACACCGCUGAAAUCCGAGCUGCACGUAACACCGUUGGUCAUUGAAGCCCCCUCGAACACGCCGGCCGAGUCUGGAGCCGAGGAAGAGGAAGUGGCAGGCGAGGAGGGAAACAAACAAGCAGCACACGCCCCUCCCGACAACAACAAUAUACCAAAGCCGUGCAACAACCUGGCUAUCAACCAGAAACAGCCGCUGACUCCCCUUUCGCCGCGAGCCCUGCCACCGCGCUUCUGGCUGCCGGCAAAGUGCAACAUAUCGAAUCGAGUGGUCAUAACAGAUGUCACCGUCAACCUGGAGACCGUCACCAUACGCGAGUGCAAGACGGAGCGGGGAUUUUUUCGCGAACGCGACAUGAAAGGCGACUCGUCGCCAGUGGCUUGAGCUACGGCCCAAACAAAGGGCUCAAAAACGAGACGGAAACCUGAAACAAUUGUAAAUAAACAAACCAAAAGGGAGGAAAGUUGAGAGGAGCACUAACAAAUCCACACUAGAUGUUGCUAAGCAUUUUCUCUUUAAGACCUAACUUAUUUAUUGUAUUUAUUUUUAGCGUAGUUAUUAGUUUGUUGUUUUACUACAAUGUUUAAUGUGCAAGAGUAACUUGGGCAAGCGCAACUCGCUUAUUAACUAAAGGAAUGAUUUUUUGUUUAACUGUUCACCAUUCAAUUUGAAAAAAAAAACUAUUUUAUAUUCCCAUCGGCAAUAUUUUAUUCAUAUAAAAUAAGAGCAAACUUUUUUUAGUUUAUGCAAUAUCGCCCUUUUGGCGAAUGAAGAUCGGCCUUUUAGAGAAUGAACGAAAUGAUGCGUUUGCUCAACUUACCACUGCAAUAGAUUGUAAAAACUGCAGCAUAGGUACAUAUGUAUGUCGUACAUAUAUUUAUUUACCACAUAUUGUAUAUUUUUCUAUAACAAUUUGAAUCUGAUUGAGAACAACACAAGACACUCAUGCAACAAAACUCCAUGCGAAACCGAAGCAAUUGUUAAUUACGCUUGAUAUAAAUACAAUUAUACACAACUGAAGAAGCAUAUAUUCGAGUAUGUCAAAAUAUUUGCCAAGCUGGCUAUCCCAAUGUUGUAAUUGUUUAAUAUUAUAUUUCCUCGCGCCGACUGAUUUUACAAAAGAAAACCCCAAAAAGAUAUAUAUGUAGUUUGAUAGUUAUUUUUAGAACUUAGCUAACCACAAUCUCCACUUAAUAUUUAUUUUAAAAUGUUUUACUUUUAGCAGCCAAGGCUCAAGUGCUGACAUUAUGCGUUCAAUAAUUGUGCAGUGCACAAAAAUUCUUAAAUUGAACCCAUAUACUCAAUACUUAGCUUCUAUGAUUAUAACACUAUUUUUUUAUUGCUUUACAAAAGGAAGUCACGUGGAAACUGUUUGGAAUUAAUAAAUCCUGUUUAUUUUCCAUGGUUCCGGUGAACACAUUUGUCUAAGCUAUUUAUUGGCUAGUUUUAGUUACGGCGCCAAUUCCACAAAAAAAAGAACUCAAAGCAUAUAUUUUGAAGUUUGUAAUGUAGUGUUUAACUUUAAUGUUAUUGCCGGUAUCAAUUGUAAAUAAUAAAUUAAAUAGAAGCAA